AUGUCCUCCGAUUUGGCAUCUCAUUGUUCCGAAGCGAGGGUUCGUAGGGCCACCAUAACCCCCCAGACUGUUGCCAACCUCUUACAUUUCUAUUUGGCACGUGAGAAGCUCACAGCAGCUAGUCGUGUCUCGGCGCUACUGGCCGGUUUCUCUCUGGUUGCCAUAAUUGAACUCGACACCUCAGUUGGACUGAAUGCACCUCAGAUACUGUUGGCGGUGUUUACGACAGUUAGCUGUUUGACAAUCGUCUGUCUCACCCUAUCGUUGAUGAUCAGCUCAUGUAUCGAACCGCAUAUCGAUUGCUAUGCUGGGCUGUUCAGCUACUUACCCUCCGAGGAACCACCGCAUAUUCGAUUUCGAAUAAUAAUCGAAGUGGCCUGGGUAUUCGGUACUCUGAUUGGAAUGUCUCUAUUCCUUGCUGUGAUGCUACGGGCUUGUUGGGUCAAGUUUUGGUAUAACAAUACUAUUUCGUUGAUCACUAGCGCCGUGGUCAUCGUUCCUGCUAUGAUUUUGUUCAUAGCGUUCAGUGCCAUGUUCAACCGAACCCUUACACACUAUGCUGUGGAACACUCAAAACGAAUUAUCGAUUACUUGGAACCACGGCUGAGUUUGUUGGAAUCCGGUCUGUUAACUCAUGAUACUAAUAAGGAAGAUGACGAGUUUUCGGAAUUCUGA
Messenger RNA from Opisthorchis viverrini, 675 nucleotides. RefSeq lists its product as hypothetical. Gene Ontology annotation, biological process: store-operated calcium entry. The coding region runs from base 1 to 675 and encodes 224 amino acids. The record is from RefSeq and is a predicted model, not a curated record. Lineage: Eukaryota; Metazoa; Platyhelminthes; Trematoda; Opisthorchiida; Opisthorchiidae. Gene Ontology annotation, molecular function: store-operated calcium channel activity. Gene Ontology annotation, cellular component: membrane. The transcript has 3 exons.